Messenger RNA from Entamoeba invadens IP1, 1251 nucleotides. RefSeq lists its product as hypothetical. The record is from RefSeq and is a predicted model, not a curated record. The coding region runs from base 1 to 1251 and encodes 416 amino acids. The transcript has a single exon. Lineage: Eukaryota; Evosea; Mastigamoebida; Endamoebidae.
AUGGAGUUAAGUCUGGACAAUGAUGUCAUCACAUUAGAUAACGAACCGACUAAAAGUGUUUUAAAGUCAUUUAAAGUGUCGAUGAAUUAUGAAAAUCACAAAUAUUUUGGUAUAGUGAGGAUGUAUGGGGAUGUCCAGUUGUCACAAACAAAGAUUACCAAAAUCAUUAAGAGCGAAGAAGUCAUCAACGUCUUUAUAGAUUUUGGGGGGAGGACUGAGGAAGUUCGACUUAAAAAGGAGAGUCAAUUAUUAUCUGCAAGAAAUAGUGUGAAUGAGAGUGCUUUGAACACACUUGCACAAGCACAACAAAGCACUAAAAAGACGCCAGAUAAUCUUAGUCCACGUUCCCCACGAGUCUCAAACAAAUGUGAAUGUUCUUAUAAAGUCGAUUUCAUGAUGAAAGACAACGAAUUAUUGAAAACGAAGAUGGGUGAGUUAGAAAGGCAAAUGAAUGAAACGAAAUUGAAAACACAAGAAGUUGUAGGACACAAUGAACACCUUGUUGAAUUGGUUGAAGGUGUUGAAAAACGCAUGUUUCAAACACAAAGUCAUUCACAGAAAGCCGAGUUGUUAGAAGAUUUAAAGAAAGAUGAAGAACUUCAAAAAAUCGACAAAGUCGAUUUAUCUCCAAUCGAUGACAAAUUCAAAAUACUCGAGCAGCUGAUAGAACACGUGAAACAAAGUCAAUGCAGAGAAAGCGAAAAAGUUGAAAAAGUCGAAAAUCAAGUUGACGAUAUUGUCAAAUCACUUGAUGUGUUAAAAACAGAAGUUGAUGACCAAGAGAAGUGUACACAGCUUCUCAUCGCCAAAAUUGAGAAAAUAGAACAAGACAACACACUUGACAAAUUUGAAAGGGUUGAGAAUGUCAAAACAACAACAGAAGAAUCGCCACUAAUGGACUCUGAAAGACAUGAAAAUGAGUCUCAAUUACUCGAAUCUCCAAACAAAGAAAUCGAAGUUCAAAAAUAUGUGUUUAUUUUCACAAAUUUCAAAGACCUCAUUGGCGAGUUGCAGAAGUUAAUGAAUAACGUCGUUGAAUUUUGGGAUGGAGUGAGAAGAGAACUUGUACCGUCCACAAUCAUUGUAGUCGAUGGAAUGCUCAUCCGAAUCAAUAAAGCAGUUAUCACGAAAAUGUUUCCAGGCGUUCCACUGGUGUGCGCGUCAAACUCUGUGACACAAGAUGAAUCAAUUAUAGUGUACCAAACACUCAACACACUGCCACAGAUUCUUAUUACUAAAGUUGUUUUGUGA